AGCGCUUUAGCAGCGGCGGCGGCAGGGACGCUUUCUAUCCCAGCAGCGCCUGGGCAGUUCCGGCUCUGCUUCUCGGGGGUUGAGCGAGCGUCGGGCGGGAGGCGGAGAACUGGCUGGAAUCGAUGGCUCAGGGCAAGCAGAAAUUCAAGGCGCGCAAAACGGCCGCUGCGGGGAAGAAGGCGGCGGCGGCUGCCCGCGGACUUCGCAAAGGAGGUCGUGUCAUUGCGCCCAAGAAAACACGUGUGAUCCAGCAACAGAAAGUGAAAAAGAAUCUGGAGGUUACCAUCCGUAAGAAGAUUGAGCAUGAGGUGGUAAUGAAGGCCAGUACUAAGUUACCCAAGAAACUUAGUUUGUUGAAGACCCCCAAAGUGGAAACAAAGAAAGAUCCAGGACACUCUAGCAAGUCUUAACAAUGUUUCAUGGACUGAGAUUGGUGAUUGUGGCCUGCAAUGCAUUUACUUUUGACUGUGUUUGACUGAUGUGAUUUUGUUGGGUGACCAUCUAGUGUGCUCCAUGUUUCAGUUGGCAGAGAGUUUUCUUCUACAUAAGAAUCCAUCUGAUUAGUUCCUUGCCUGAUACUGGAUUGUGGGUUUAUACAAUAGGUUUCAAACAUAACUUACUCUAGUUUCAAGUUUUCCUCCUUUGUUUUGGGGUUUAUGAUUUCAGUGAAAGUUACUUUGUUUUCAUUCUAGUAUGACCUGUGCCUGAUUUGCUACUGGCUUAAUUGUGUUAGACCAGAAAGGAGGAUCUCAUAUGAGUAUACAAUGGGGGAGCAUAAUAACUCCUGAGUUCUUGCCUGGUGAUUAUCUGUUGAUUAUCUGCUUUAGUUUAGGGCUAGGGCAGCAUGUUUCUAAUUGGCCCUUGGUCGUGUGGCACUAGGAAGAAUGAUGUUCACAUCAAAGAAAGGCCACUAGAUUCCAUUUCCCUGCUGGAAAUAAAACUCAGGUCGAUAUGAUCCAAAUUUUGCAAAAGAGAGGUUUAGGUUCAUUCAGUUUGUCUUACAGGUAUUUAGAAUUGACAUAGGGGCUAUUAUAGAACCAUAAAAUUUAAUGUGUUUACAUCAGACAUGGAUUCGCAUCUCUGUGUUCAGUUUUGAACAUAGGAGCAGAAAUGGAAAUCUUGAACUUAUUGUUCUCAAUUUUGGGAACGUCAUCCUUUCUGGAAAGUAGUUUGGCAAUCAUUUCUCUUCUCUCUGCUUUUACCUGUUGCCUUCUGAUCACUAUAACAUAUGCGUGAUGCUUUUCUGCUUGCUGAUUCUUGUCCUAUUUAUCUCAUCCCACAUCUGCUUAUUAUAGUUGAACCCUCCUGCCCCCACAAAUUGCAUAGAUGGCUAUAAUAAACUACAGCAAGGUCAAAAUGAUGACGUGUGCACUGGCAUCAUCCUGCAGUUGCCCACA
This is a messenger RNA of Notechis scutatus (mainland tiger snake), 1397 nucleotides long. RefSeq names its product chromosome 2 C19orf53 homolog (gene C2H19orf53). The record is from RefSeq and is a predicted model, not a curated record. Lineage: Eukaryota; Metazoa; Chordata; Lepidosauria; Squamata; Elapidae.